Messenger RNA from Paramisgurnus dabryanus, 1214 nucleotides. The record is from RefSeq and is a predicted model, not a curated record. Lineage: Eukaryota; Metazoa; Chordata; Actinopteri; Cypriniformes; Cobitidae.
UACACUAGCAACCGCAGGCAAAUGAGCUCGCUAGCUUUAGUUAACUCACAACAUAAACACUAAGCUUCUGACAGUUUUAUUAGGCUAUAUAUAGAUUCAUGUGGUAUUUCUUUUGAAAAUAUAGAUUGAUAAGAGAUGGAUUCUGAUGCUUUGCAUUAUUUUGUGGAUUUAGCAGCGGGUAAUGGUUUGACUUUGAGCAGUGAGCAGAGAGCUGCACUUCAAACCUCUCUCGUCAUACUAAAGAGGAACUACAAAUUCAGCCGUGUUUUAUUCUGGGGGAGGAUUUGGGGCAUAAAAGGUGAUUAUUUCAUUGCCCAAGGGAUUGGAGAAGAUGAAAUGAACCAUAAAAAGACUUUAUACAGUUUGAACUGCAUGGAUUGGCACCUGCUACCCCCCGCCACUGACUCCAUGAUCGCAGAUGUAGAAUUUGCAGCACAGGGGCGAUUUACAGGUGACCCGUCCCAUGAGUACGAGCACACCGAGAGACAAACCCAGGGAGAGGGAGAUGAAACUAAAGAGGAAGAGGUCACGGUAAAAGUAAAUGAGGAAAGCAGGUUGGCCACGACAGUGUUUAACAUAGAUAAGGAUGCAUCUGUAGUGCCACGAGGAGCAUUUAUUAAAACUCCCAGUGGCAAAGUGCAGACAAACCCAAGCUUUGGAGGUCUACGACCCACAGAAGCUGCAAAACUGCGCAACUAUCUGCACUUUCGCAAGCCGGUUAACCUAAAGACAAAAUCCAUCUUGGAAAUGGCGGAGCUAAACCCGGCGGUCGACUUCCUAGACCCUUUGAGUGAAGACAUUCCUAAAGGGUCAUGGAGUCUGCAGUCGGAGCGGGGAGGCACUGUUUGUGUAUUGCGCAGUUUAUUGUGGCAGGGUCUCACUUUCUUCCACGUUCCUCAGACCCCUCAGCACGGAUACAUCUACAUGGGUGAUGGACUUACGAACCUCGAUCUCCCCUUUAUGUUAUAGCAGCCAAAUGACUUGGCACAUUGAUGUAUUUUGGACGUGGAGAUGCAAUUAACUCUGACAGUAACUGUAUUUUUUUCUUAUAUUGUCUUUGAGGUAAACAUAAACAAACUUGUUAAUGUGUUUGGAAAGUCAAAGUAAUGGUGUUUCACCCAUGGCAAUCACGAAACCGUAGCUUGCUUUUUCUGAGAAACAAACACAUGCAAACGCAGAAACAGCUGCUGAUGAAGUAAACACAGCUAUUUUAU